UACACACAGACACAGUGGAGGCACUGUGACACCAGUGUAAUACAAGGAGGAGGGCAUUGCACACGUGGAACCAGCUCCAUCUUAAACCACUACAGAGAGCUAAACAUCUAAGCAUCAAUGGCUGCAGCAGCAAAAAAGAAACCUAAGCAAAAUGGAAAACCCAAACCCAAAACCAUCACAGAGAAGUGUAUGAACCUUAAGGUGAAGCACCUGUUUUUCCUCAUUGUCACAGUGGCCCUGCUGGCAUGGGGAUUCUCUGUGUACAAUGCUUCCAAAGACCCAACCCCUCAGGCUACAGCACCUCAGAAUGAAGCCCCCAAGGAAACAGUUUCCAAAGACGAGCCCCCUAAGGAAACAGCCCAGAAAGAUGAGCCCCCUAAGGAAACAGCCCCUAAAGAUGAGCCCCCGAAGGAUACAGCCCCCAAAGAAGAACCUCCAAAGGACACAGACCCCAAAGAAGAGGUCCCCUUGGAUGAACCCCCUCCUGAUGCUGACCAUCAGGAUGUCAAACACGUGGUGGAGAGGGACAUAAAACAGCAGCAUGACGACGAAGUUGAAAGUUCUCAGCAGCACACUGAUAACCAGAAAGAUGAUGACCACAUCAAGGAAGAACCAAAAGAACAACCUUCUGAAGAAGCACAGGAAGUUCAACCCCAAGAGAAGGAAAGCAUCCCCCUAGGUGAUCGACCUGUGGAAGAGGCUCUUGCUGGUCAAGGUCACGAAGAGGCCCCUGGUGGUCAAGGUCAUGAAGCGGCCCCUGCUGGUCAAGGUCAUGAAGAGGCCCCUGCUGGUCAAGGUCAUGAAGAAGCCCCUGCUGCUCAAGGUCACGAAGAGACCCCUGCUGGUAAAGGUGAUGAAGAGGCCCCUGCUGGUCAAGGUCAUGAAGAGGCUGCUGCUGCUCAAGGUCAUGAAGAUGCCCCUGCUGCUCAAGGUCACGAAGAGGCCCCUGCUGCUCAAGGUCAUGAAGAGGCCCCAGUUGGUCAAGCUCAUGAAGAGGCCCCUGCUGGCCAAGCUCAUGAAGACGCCCCUGCUGGUCAAGCUCAUGAAGAGGCCCCUGCUGGUCAAGUUCAUGAGGAGGCCCCUGCUGGUCAAGGUCAUGAAGAGGUCCCUGCUGCUCAAGGUCAUGAAGAGGCUCCUGCUGCUCAAGGUCAUGAAGAGGCUCCUGCUGCUCAAGGUCAUGAAGAGGCUCCUGCUGCUCAAGGUCAUGAAGAGGACCCUGCUGCUCAAGGUCAUGAAGAUGCCCCUGCUGAGCAAGGUCACGAGGAAGCCCCAGUAGGUCACAAAGAGGCUCCAGUUGAUCAAAUAGAGGCCCCAGUAGGUCAUGAAGAGGCUCCUGUGGAUCUAAGCCAUGAGGCUCAUGCUGACCACGGUCAUGAUGAAGUUCAUGCUGCUCAAGAUCAGGAGACUGGAGAUGUUCCUGUGCAACAGACCCAUGAUGACAAAGACAAAGUUCAGGAAGAGUCAAAUCAUCCAGAUGCGCAAAGUCACAACCAAGAAGAGGCUCCUGAGGGUCAGGAUCAUUCACAAGGAGAGGCUCCAGUUGGCCACAUUGGGGAAGAACAGGAGCACCAUGAGGAAAGCAAGCCAGACAGUGAGGAAACGGAUCAUGAACAACAUGCACACGAGGCCCGUGAACCAAAAUUUGACAUCAAUGAGCUCAAAUCAAUCCUUGCAGAGAAAGCAAAACCAUUCUUCCAGAUCCCUCAGUUAAGUGAUGCCAGCAUGCAGAUUAAGGUCAAUACCAGCGAUAACACAGAUUUGUUCCGUGACGUUCCUGACACUCGUAACUUGGCAUGUAAACUGACAGCACUUGGUUACAAGCCUGAUCACCUCCCCAGUGUCAGCAUAGUGAUCCCAUUCCACAGAGAAUCUUGGUCUGUCCUCCUCAGGACAAUCAACAGUGUGCUACUCCGUACACCACCCAAGCUCCUCAAAGAGAUCCUGCUGAUUGAUGACUGGUGUGACUUGGAUGAAAUCAAGCAACCCCUGUUUGAGUAUGUAUCUACUGUUCCUAUCAUAAAAAUCAUCAAGACUAGUUCUCACAUGGGCGUGGCUAAGGCAAAGAUGCUUGGUGCUCGCCACGCUACUGCAGAGGUCAUAGUGUUCAUGGACGCCCAGGUUGAGGUCAAUCACCAAUGGCUGGAGCCCCUCUUGACUGAGCUGGAGAAAGACGCUGCAGUGAUGGUGACCCCUGUUAUUGACUACAUCUACCCAGACACCUUUGAGUACGAAGGCUCCACAGCUCUUCAGAGUGCUGGUUCAAUCGACUGGAGAUUGUCCUACGUGUGGAAGACAUUCCUGUCAGACAGCUUAGGCCACAGGAACCCAGAGGAUGUUCUAUGGACUGAAUCAGCAUUGGGAGCUGUUGCUGCUGUCAACCGCGAGUUCUUCUUCCAGAUUGGUGGUUUUGAUGAAGGGAUGGCUCAUCGCGACGGUGAUAAUGUUGAGAUUGCUCUGCGUUACUGGAUGUGUGGCAACGGUGUUCAGAUUCAUCCAUGCUCCCAUGCUGGCCACCUCUUCAGGCACAGGCUCCAGUAUGUGGUGCCCUCCUACGUUGACACAAUCCAUAAAAAUCGCCAGAGGAUUGCUGAAGUGUUCCUCUAUGAUUACAAGAACACAUUCUACCAGCUUAACAGAUACAUUCCAUUCACUGAGCAAGAAGAAGAGAAACUCCUGAACAGAGUAAGAUUCCAUGAUUCACUGAACUGCAGAUCAUUUGAAUGGUAUCUAGAAAACGUAGCCUUUGACCUGGCCUUCCCUCCUAAAAACGUUGCCUAUUUUGGUCAACUUGAGAGCCGUGCAACUAAGGAAUGUGCAACAGGAAGUGACGCAGGAAAAAUGGCAUCAAUGCGGGACUGCAGUUAUCGCUCCAAACUGCAGACCAUCUCUUUGCUAUCCAAUGGAAAUCUCAUACUUAAUGACCUCUGCCUCUCAACGACAGGAGAACCCAACGUCUGGCAAGUGUACCAGGAGAACUGUAAGGAAAACUCCACCAGGUGGCACUUUGAAGAAGGGGCACCAACAGGGCUCUUCCCUCUCCUGGACUACAGACCGUAUCAACCCUCAGGGACCUUACAUGUCUGGAACCCUCAUACUGACAAGCCCUCCGAGCUCUGUCUGGAGGUUGUAGUUAACCCAGAGGAUGAGACUCAUGUAGUGGGAAUCCAGGACUGUAACACUAAGUCUAAGUUUCAGUACUGGCAGUUCACACACAAAAUUGAACAGGAUGAGGAAAAAGUAUAACAAAUGUGAAAAUAUACUAUGUGGUAUAUUUUAUAUAUCAUAAUAUAUAUUGUAUAUUAUAUAUAACAUUAAGAUUUCUGAACAUAAGUAAAGCUCAAAAUGUUAUCACUAGCAGUUAACUAUUACAUAGUAAAUAUGAGGUAAUGUAAAAUAAGUGUCACAAUCCAGCUAAUUUUAAGGCCCUGUU
Molecule: messenger RNA, 3430 nt
Organism: Lingula anatina
Lineage: Eukaryota; Metazoa; Brachiopoda; Lingulata; Lingulida; Lingulidae
Biological process (GO): protein O-linked glycosylation; regulation of Notch signaling pathway
Cellular component (GO): Golgi apparatus
Molecular function (GO): Notch binding; polypeptide N-acetylgalactosaminyltransferase activity
Source: RefSeq, a predicted model, not a curated record